Messenger RNA from Klebsormidium nitens, 1275 nucleotides. The record is from the annotation of a GenBank genome assembly. NCBI's taxonomy places the organism in Eukaryota, Viridiplantae, Streptophyta, Klebsormidiophyceae, Klebsormidiales, Klebsormidiaceae.
GCAUCUUCUUUCCAAACUUCUGUUUCUUCUUCUUCCCUCUCUGUCACUCUGACAAUCAGGAAAUGCAGCUUUGCCGUUUAUCAGUUUCGAGGCGGGUGUGUAGACCUGCCGGAGUUGCUGAGGUCCAGGAAUGAUUUGAACAGCUAGCGGUCGUGCCGGGGGUCAUGCCAGCAUUGAAAUGGCACCAGCAUUCGCUGAUGUGUGGUGGAUGUUGGCUCCUCAGCCUUCACCUAUGCUUGUCAGGAAACCCACGAAGAGUUAUUGAAAGCCUUCCAGCUCGCGCUUCUUGAUUGCUGGCUCGCUGUCAGCGGAGGGGCUAGUGGAGCUGCAAAUUUCUGAACCUGCGCUCCUAUUGCUGCUUGACAUCAAGUAGAAGCACACGUAAGCGACAGUAUUUCAUCAUACUUUAUCAGCCCUGAUGGCAUCAGCCCCAAGCGAAGCGCUGCCCUCAAGCCCAACAAGGGUCCUGUCCAAGGAAGAGGUGGAGCUUAGAGCCAAGAAUGUCAUGCGCAAUGUCCGGUGCCUCACAUGUCCAAAUCAGAACAUAGAAGAUGCACAGACCAACAUUGCCAUAUUGAUGAGAAAGAUGAUUAGAGAUGAGAUUGCCGGUGGAAAGCAGGAAAAGGAGGUGUACAAGACGCUGCAGGACAAAUAUGGCGACCAUGUGCUGUACUCCCCCCCAUUUGAUGCCCAAACUGCAGUGCUAUACUUGCUGCCGGUUAUCAUGCUAGGAGGAGCCGCAGGCUUGACCCUCAUGUCACGAAGACGACCGCCAAAAUCUGCUGACCUAUCGGAGGCCAUGCUGAGGGGGCUGCCGCUGAAACCGGAAGAAUACGCAACGUUGAAACAUCUUCUUCGGCCUCCUCCACAUCGAUGAGGGGCAUGUAUCAAUAUGACUGCCCCUGAUUUUAGCAAGGAAAGAAAUUUCCCCAGCCCAUUCUGGUUCCCAAGUUGUUUGUAUCAUAUUGUGUCGAGCUUCGUGAUAAACUGCCUUAAUGCCGAGGACAGCAGAGCUGCUGCAGUCGAUUGAUCUUUCCGAACAUGAAAGUCAAUCAUCAGGAAAGGUCCACAACUUCGUUGAGUUGCAUAUUAGCACAACUUUUCGGGGCACCAGACUUUUAAAGCCACUUGAAUCUGACGGUUAUGUCUUCCUCGUAUUAAAUGGACCUGACUCGGAUGGCAAGGGCACCGUGAAUGUCAUCCUGACGUACAUACAUUGCGAACUAGAUGCUGCUUAAGUCAAGAUUGCACCAUCCUGGGCGGCGAACAUCGGAG